AUGGAUGAUAAACGGCUUAUUGAAUUUAUCGCGUUCAAUUCUCGCUUGGACGAUGAGAUGAAAAUUGCACAAGAAGAAUGUGAAUCGAUCACGCGGUUUUUUCAAGAACCUAGACAUAUUGAGCAAAUUCGGGGGACUUUGGAAGACGAUGAAAAUGAUAAAAAAUCAUGGUGAGAUUUUGAAAAAAGAUUUUUGUUUAGAACUAAAGUUCGGCCGAUCUUAAUAGUCAGUAAUCUCGUUCCAGAGCUCAAAAUCAUUUUCUGUCUCGUAAAACAGUAUUCUGAUUUUAAAAAUGAGGUUCUAAAUUAAAAAAAAAUAUUUAACCGUGACAUUGUAUUUCCACGCUCUGAUUUUUUCAAAUUUUCGUCAUUUCAAAAAAAAAAUCUUCGAAAUGAAAUUUAAAUGUGAGUGAAACCAUUGAAGUCACACUCAUUUUUCCCAUUAUUAAAGCUAUUUGAAAAAUUCCAGGAAAAAUCAUGGAAAAGAGCGAAUGAAAACAGUUAGUGUUGCGAUUAUUUUAUGCCUUCAUAUUGGAAUUGAUCCACCAGAAACACCGCCAAGAACAGAUCCAUGUGCACGAAAAUUAGCAUGGGUUGAUCCACAUCAAUGUGGAUCAGGUAAAGCAUCACAAAAAAUUGCGGGCGCUUUGAGAACAAAUUAUGAACGAUGGCAGCCAAGAGCAAAGUUAGUUAACUAUUUUGAAAAAAAAUCGUCUAGAUACCAGAAAUAUUGAUUAUUCAGAUACAAAAUCGCUUGUGAUCCACCACUCGACGAUGUUCGUAAAAUUACAACAAAUCUUCGACGUGUCAGCGGUGGCGAUCGAAUACUUUUUCAUUAUAAUGGACAUGGUGUUCCACGGCCAACUGAUAAUGGUGAAAUUUGGGUUUUCAACAAAAGUUUUACACAAUACAUUCCGCUUUCAAUUUAUGAUUUACAAGGAUGGAUUGAAGCACCCGCAGUUUAUGUUUGGGAAUGUCAUUCGGCUGAAACUAUUAUUAAAAGUUUUCAGAGAUUUGCUAAUGAUCAUGAGUCGUGAGUUUUUCGAAUAAUCUUAUUUUGAGUUCUCACAUUGAUAACCGUAUUUUAUUUGAAAAUUCUCAACAACCUCGAUCUUCUAAUAAACUCAUAGAUUAUUUUCUAGAACUUGGCAACAAAGUUUCGACACGUGGCAAGAAAAUAACAAAGAUCUCCCAAUUAUUUCGUCAAGAAUGAGUGAAGCUGAAAAAGCAAGCAGGACUGGAUUCCCAGAACCUUAUCCAGGUGGAUUGCAGGUAAAUUCGAAAAUUAAUUAUCAAAAAAUCUAUAUUUCUUUGCAGGAUUGUAUUCAUUUGGCAGCCUGUCGAGCUGGUGAAUUUCUUCCAAUGUCUGAUCCAAAUCUUCCCGCUGAUCUUUUCACUUCAUGUUUAACAACUCCUGUACAAACUGCAAUUCUUUGGUAUUUAAUCAAAACUGGAAAACGAAAAUCAUUCCCGGAAAAUGUUUUGGAUUUAAUACCUGGACAAUUGGGAGAACGACGAACUGUUUUGGGAGAAUUGAAUUGGAUAUUCACUGCCAUAACUGAUACAAUUGCUUUUACUUCAAUUGAUCGCGAAGUUUUUCAGCGUCUUUUCAGACAGGAUUUGUUAUUGGCUUCGUUGUUCAGAAGCUUUUUAUUGGCUCAAAGAGUUAUGAGUGAUAGUGAUGUUUGUGAGUUUUUUUUCAGCGGUGAAAUAAUGGGAAAAAAAUCGAGUAUUGUUUUCUCUCAAUAAACUCCUCGGCCUCCAAUCCUUGUUCUACAAUUCGGACAUAAAAUAGCGUUUUUAUCGCAAUAUAACGAAGACAAAAAUGGGAAAAAAAUUGAAAAUUGAUUUUUUAAAUACACCAUAUUACCUUUACAGUACCCGUCUCAUGGCCACAUAUCAAAAAUACAUCACAACACGAAUUAUGGUCUUGUUGGGAUUCAACUCUUGACAUGGUUAUUGAUUAUGUUUGGGAAUUGAUCUAUAUUCGAAAUACGGCUGCUGUUAUCAAUGCUGGACGCGAAAUUUUGUUGAGAAGCGAAUUUUUUCCAUUUUUGAGUGAGUGUUCCUUUUUUGAAUCCAGAAGAAAUAUUGAAUAUUUAAAUUUUCAGCGCUUAUCGAUUUUGGAGCAUAUGUCGAUACAAAUGAUAAUGCAAGCAAUCGAUUUUUCGUUGAGCAACUUAUGGCUUUUGAGGUAAGAAUUUUGAGCAGCGGGAAAAUCUGAUGUUUUAAUCAAAAACUUGAAUUCUUUUCGGAAUUUUUCAGGUUUCUUGUAAAAAUUCAAACAAAAUUUUGAAUUUUAAAUAGUUUCAUUUUGCAGCUGAAAAUUCAAAUGUUAAUUUAAAAUUUGAAAAAAAAUUAUAUUUUCAGCUCUGGCUUGACUAUGGAAUUGACAAAGGAAAACCACCACUUCAACUGCCUGUUGUGCUCCAAGUUUUGCUUAGUCAAACUCAUCGUGUUAGAGCUCUCAAAUUGCUCGCAAGAUUUUUGGAUUUUGGUCGUUGGGCUGUUGGAUAUUCUCUGUCAGUCGGAAUAUUUCCAUACGUUCUUCGACUUUUACAGAGUAAUACAAGAGAAAUGCGACCAUGGCUCGCUUUUAUUUGGGCAAAAAUAUUGGCUGUCGAUCCAACCUGUCAAAUUGAAUUGUUCAAAGAAAAUGGCGACGAUAGUGGUGGAGCUGGAAUUGCUGGACCAUCACCGCAACCCAAAUCACAACCACAAUCACAAUCUGCAACUCCCCCACAACCACCGCAAAAAUAUAUGCAAGCUGCGGUUAUUUUGCCAGGAGAAACUGUUCCACAACAAUCACAACAACAAAAUCAGCAGCAGCAGCAACAAAUUCAACAACAACAGAAGAAAUCAUCGACACAAAAUAAUCAAAACCAAAAUCAGAAUCAAAAUCAAGCACAAGUUCAAAGUUCGAGAGAUCAAAAAUCGGGAAAGAAAAAGGAAGGACAAUUGAGAUAUGUGUAUUUUACAACAAUUUUGAAUGAUCCAGACACUUCACCAAAACAGAAAAUUGUACCCGCAUUUGUUUUGGCAAUGUUGACACAUAAUAAUUAUAAGUGAGUUUUAUAGGGGCUGAAAGAAGGAGGUUUCAGUGAAAAUUUUUUAAAAGCGACCUCUAAAAAAUUCAAAAAUCUCACAAUCAGUCACCUUUUUUUUUUACAAAAUUAACCAACUCCUAUAUUUUCCAGAAAAGCUCAAGAACAUCUAACCGAAAAAGAUUUUGUAAAUCUAUGCACUGAACUUCUUUUCGACGCUGAAGCUUCAAAAUGUCGACUUCUCAAACUGUGGCUUCUUAUUGGACUUGGUCGACUUUGGUCUGAUCAUGAUGCUGCAAGAUGGCAAGCUGUUCGAUUAGUUUCUUAUGAUAAAGUUGUUCAAGAAUUAGAAGAUACAGCACCAGAAGUUCGAGCUGCCGCUGUUUUUGCAUUGGGAAGUUUGUUGAAAAAUUCGUCGCAAUUGAAUGAACAUGCAGCUGCGAUUGGUGAGAUAAAUAACUGUUUUCCAAGUAUUUUAUCCAACAAAAAAAAUAUGUUUAGAUGAACAUUUGGUUGAUGAACUUUGUAAUCGUUGUGUUUUUGAUGGAUCUGUUAUUGUUCGAGAAGAAUUGAUUGUUGCACUUCAAUGGUUUGUUUUUGAUUUCGAGCGGAGAUUUGUGAAAUUGCUCUACGAACUUAUUACACCGUGUAAAAUUACAAUUCCACAUCGAGAUGAUUCGAAUGAAAAAGAAGAAGGAUAUGAUAUAUCUUCGAAAAUGGUUUCGAAAGGAAAGAAAAGGGAGUUGGGGUAAGUAUUAAGGGCGAAAAGGAGAGUUUUCAAGUGAGAUAACCUUUUAAAAAAUGCAUUACACUAAUAAUUUUUUUAAAAUUUUUUGCUAGAAAAUUUUUUCUCAAAUCAUAGAAAAAUUGGUUAUGAGAAACACAUUUUUUUCAAAUCUAAGCUCUAUUUUUCGCAGUGAUCCACAUGAUUCAUCAAUAAAUCGAAAACGUAUAUCAACAAGUGUAUUCCAUAAUGCAUUAGAAGAAGAUGUUAUAAAUGAUGCCGAAGGAAAUGUUACAACAAUUGCACAUGUAGCUGGAACAAUUGAAAGAGAUUCAGAAGAUUUGGAAUUCCGAAAAAGAGCACUUGCUCAGAUUAAACAUUUGGAAGCCAAAACAUUCAAUGAGCCAUUUGCGAGAACUUGGUUGGCAUUGCUCAGAUUAUCAUUAGAUCCGGUUGAAGGAGUUGCUAGAAUGGCACAGAGAAUUGUAUUACAUGUUGAGGCUGGAAUACAUGAAAUGGAAAUGAGUUUGCAGGUGAAGAUUAAUUCUGAAACUUUAUUAUUAUAACUUAUAUUCAUUUCAAAUAAGUUUCAAAUGAAACUAUGUCAAUUUGUUGUAAUGAAAUUUUUCAAAACAAAAUUUUGGAAAACUCGAAAAUUUACGUUUCAAAAAAUUUUAGUAAAGAAGUUCGCAUUGAAAAAAUCCAAUAAAAUAGUUGUUUGCAGAACAAAUUAUCACAACUCAAUCAAAAAAUCGCCAUCGGUCACAGUGCUCGAAAAACAUCACGUGUAACUGUUUCGUCACCAAUUCCACCACAACAAUCAUCAUCUUCACAACAAAAAACAGCAGGCGGAAUGUCGGAAUUAGCGGCGACAAUUCAAAAAAAUUUGAUGGAGGAAAAAUUGCGAGACAAAGAACGAGAAAAUCGAGUGACUUUUAUGGUUGGAAGUCCGGCUGUAAAUGAUGGAAAUGUAUUUGGAGCUGCUAAUUCACAUAGUAGUUAGUUUUUGAAGGAUUUUUUGAAAUUGUAAAUAUUUUUGCAGUUUUGUCACCAACAAUUUCACCAUCAAACACAAGUAAAUCGAGUGAAAAACCGAUAAAUGUACCAGCAAAAGUUGAUUUCACCAUAACGAAUUCAAAUUUGGAUGAAACAUCGACAGAAAGUAGAUCCGAAAUAAUUAGUAAGUUGUUUUUUCGAACUAUAAAGUCGAAUCUCCGAACUUCAGAUCGCCGUGAUUUCACUGAUGUUUUGUCGAAAUCUUUCACCCCAAAACGAAAUACCCAAUGGAAUAAGAAUUUCUCGAAACAAGAAGAUUCGAAAACGUUGCGGAAAGUUAUAGAAAAUCCGAUUGUUUCGACACAAUUUGUGCAAUGGUGUAGUCGCAUAUUUGUUGAACCCAUUUUGCCGCUUUUGGUGGGUAGAUUUAGAGAAAGGGGAAAUGCAGAUGAAAAUUUGAAGGAAAAAAUUCAGCUAGUCACUAUUCCGAUAAAAUCAGAAAUUUGAAUUUUUGAUUUUUUCAUCGAGAAAAUCUUCAGUCCAUCUUGAAGAAAAUUACAUGUUCUGAUUUUUUCCAGGAAGAUCCAAAUCAAAAUGAAAUCCUAAAUGAUGAUUCAAUUUUGACGAAAACAUCUCUAACUGAUUGGGCACUUCAUGCUUUGGAAGGAAUGAGACAAAGUGCUGAUAUUGAGACUGCAAACUUCCAAUCAACAAAAUAUGACACGUGUUUGUGGCGAGUUGGUCUAACUCAUUCGAUUCAUAGUUUGGUGACUUCGAAAUUACGCAGAUGUAUGUAUGCAUCGGAUGGAAGAACUGUUACGAUUAUUCGACAAGAUGUUGACAAUCGAGCAUUUAGGAAGUUUGAUUUGACCGGUUCGAAUCCAUUUAAUCAGGUUGGUUUUGGAUUGUUACUAAAUUUUUUUGGAAGCUUCUCAAGAUAAAAACAAUUUUGAAGAGUUGAAGUUUUUAAAGAAUCUUCAAAAUUUCUGUGAAAAUAGGGAUUUCUAAUAAAAUUUCAAAAUUACAAAAAUCUCCCAAGUUCUUUUUUUAGGAAAAUGUGUCUCAGCUUAUUUUGAUCAAUGAAAUGUCUCGCGAAAUGCUUCUGACUUGUAGUCGAAAUGGAAUUGUUCGAAUUUGGGAUCCUUGUUUCACUCCGUGGUCCGAAGAAUAUGAAAAACUGCCAGAAAUGUUGUCAGCUUCAUUUCCACUUUCCGAUCAAAUGAAAUUAUCAGAUGAAACAAAUCGUUGUCUUUUUGAUUGGAAUCAGAAAACUGGACGAGUGUUCUGCACGGGACCAAAAUCGAUUCGAGUUUGGGAUGCGCAUUAUGAGAAAAAUGUGCAAGAUAUCGGAUAUGGUUGGGUGACAAAUUCAGCUGGAACGAAAAAAAGUGGAAAAAAUGGAAGAAAUGAUCGGAAUUGGGUGCCGACUGCGAUUUCUGUUGAAACUGAAGGAAAUGGUAAUUUGGUUGCAAUUGGAAAUUCGGAUGGAUUUAUUAAUGUGAUUGAUAUGCGGACACCGAAAAGACCAAUUUUGCAAGCAAAACCACCGAGCACAUCUUAUGCUCCAUCAAUUAUGUCAUUAACAUUGAGAAAAAGAGAAAUGGAAAAUGAUGUAUUAUUUGCUGGAAAUCGAGAUGGUUUGAUUGCAAAAUGGGAUGUUCGAAUGUUUGAGGUAAAAAAAAUAGAUAUGGGCUAUGCUGAAAUUUUUAGAAAAAUGUUAUAUUUUGGAAAAUAGGUUUGAAAUUUCAGUAUUUUGCUCGAGUUCCCAAUAAUUUUCGAAAAAUCCCAAUUUUUUACAGGAGCCAACAGCAACUAUCGAAACUCCUUGGCCAACUGGUUCACACAGUCAAAUGUUUGUUCACAAUGAUUCUCAUCUUAUGGCUUCAGCUUCUGGUUCAAAAUUACUUUUAUAUGAUAUGACGUCAUGUCGGCAAAUUGCCAAUAUUCUGCCAAAUCAACCAGUUUUUGAACCGAAUUCCAAUUUUUCUUCAUUAGAAUCCAAUGUUUCUCCAACUCAACAAUCAAUUCAACGAAAUCAAUCAGCUUUUGGAUUUUUGAGAUUGGAUAACUCGAGAAGAUCAUCUUCACAUCAACAAAUUGAACAACGAAGAGAAAGAGAAAUGAGAAAUAUUACUGUAGAACCGCCACAUGUUACAGCAUUAACUAUGCAUCAAAUGAGGUAAGAAAAAUCGAGCCAAAAAACGGAAAUUUUUCAUUGUCAGAAAAACCGUGUUUCAGACCUAAUUUUAUGAGUUUUUUUGCAGAUCAAUGACUGUUGUUGGUUAUGAUGAUAAUUCGGUUUGUGUUUAUGGUUCACAAAAACCCGGAUUAUCGGCAAAUUAUGAAAAUUCGAAAGUUUAA
This is a messenger RNA of Caenorhabditis angaria, 7124 nucleotides long. Lineage: Eukaryota; Metazoa; Nematoda; Chromadorea; Rhabditida; Rhabditidae. The record is from the annotation of a GenBank genome assembly.